AUGCUGCCCAGCCAUGAGCUGGGCUUCUAUGCUCUCGUUGUGACCUGUGCCGUGCUGUACAGUGGCAGCGGUAUCUUUGAGGCAUCCAGAGACAGCAUGAACAGAAAAGCCUUUCGGGAUGGCAUCAAGCCAGGCUGGCACUACUUUGGCAGGAAAAUGGACGUAGCCGACUUCGAGUGGAUGAUGUGGUUCACCUCCUUCAGGAACGUCAUCAUCUUCACCCUCUCAGGACACGUCCUCUUUGCCAAGGUGUGCUCCAUGACAGUGCCACAGCACCGGGCCGUGGUAUAUAUGCUGUAUGGGAUGCUGGCUGUGCUGGGCAGCAUGGGGCUCGCCUACCUGAUGAUCAUCCUUUCCCACUGCCUCAUCCUCUACUCCGUGGCGCUGGCCAAGCAGAAGUGGCUCUGCUAUGUGGCUGGGCUCUGCUGCCUCGCCUCUAUCAAGCUGGAGCCCUUCAGCUCCUGGCAGAGCGGGUUUGUAACAGGAGCUUUUGAUCUUCAAGAUGUCCUUUUCUAUGGAGGAAGUGGCUUCACCAUCAUGCGCUGCAUGAGCUUCGCGCUCGAGAGCUCCGAGAGGAAGGAGGGCAUUUUCUCCAUCUUCGACCUCCUCAAGUACAACUUCUACCUUCCCUUCUUCUUCUUCGGGCCUGUCAUGACGUUUGACCAGUUUCACACCCAGGUGAGCACCCGAGAUCUGCAUCGCAAAGAUGAUGAGAUGAGGAACAUUCGGGUCCAUGCCCUCCUCCAUGUGGGGGCCAUCAUUGCUGUGGACAUCUUCUUCCACUUCUUCUACAUCCUCACCCUCCCCUCCGACCUGAAGUUCGUGAACCGCCUCUCAGACUGGGCCUUGGCCGGCUUGGCCUACUCCAAUUUGGUGUACGACUGGGUCAAAGCUGCUGUCAUGUUUGGGGUCAUCAACACCAUUGCCAGACUGGACCACUUGGACCCACCCCAGCCCCCAAAAUGCAUCACCAUGCUCUACGUCUUUGCAGAAACGCAUUUUGACAGAGGGAUCAACGACUGGCUGUGCAAGUAUGUGUACGACCACAUUGGAGAGAACCACGACAACGUCAUAAAGGAGCUCAUGGCCACCAUUGCCACGUUUGCUGUCACCACUCUGUGGUUGGGACCCUGUGAGAUUGUUUUCAUCUGGUCUGUCUUCAAUUGCUUUGGCCUCAACUUUGAGCUCUGGGUGCAGAAAUUCUUCCAGUGGGAGCCCCUCUCCAAACUGGAGGCCAAAAUGUCAGCGGCCACAUCUCGGCGGAUUAGGGCUGUUUUUGGGGCAGCAAAUUUCUGGGCCAUCGUCCUCUACAACAUCCUAGCCCUCAACAGUCUGGAGUUUGCACUGCUGGUCACCAAGAGACUCCUCGUGACAGGUUUCCCUGUCAGCACCUUGUCCAUCUGGUUCAUCACAUACUGUGGAGUGCAGCUGAUCAAAGAGCGUGAACGCAUCCUGGCCGUGGAAGAGGAGAAGAGGGACAAACCCAAGGCAGAGUAGAGGAAGAUAGCAGUGCGCUUGCCCCAGAGCCUGGACUCCCUUCUGACUGUCUCUACCAGGCCAGCCGCUGUCGGGGGCUCUCCAAGCACUCCUGGCAAUCAGACUGCUGUAACUCACCUAUAGAGAAGUCAUCUGGAAGGCAGAUGCCACCCCUUUGCUGCAGGGAUCUCCUGUGGCACAGCAGGCAUUUUGCACGCUCCCCACACGUGGCGGACCACUGAGAUAGGCUCCUGAGACACAUCUUUAAGGCUCCAUCCUUUUUCUGACCCUUUGGCACCGCGCAGGCUUAGAGAUUUCACCCUCUGCUCCCCAAAACACCCGAUCCUCCAGCAUCUGGCUCUCCCACGGGACCUGCAGCCCAGGUCUCCCAUCUCUAGGUCGCUUCCGGCCAAAGCAUCACAUUUUUCUUUUGCUACAAGAAAUGGUCAUCAUAUACCGUAAAUGGUUCAACAUCUGGGGCUGUGCAUUAGGGACUGUGAAAUGGCUCAGCACAAUGGAUGCCUACCAAGAGGCUAAUAAAUAAAUAGAACAGUCUUUUAUAGCAAAGGGAAAGAGGUUCAGGAACUGCAGAAGGGAAGAGUAAUUGUCUUCCCGCUGCCGUCAGCGGUGCAGACUGAUGUCUGUUAGUAUCUCAAAACAGGUCCCUUCAGUCCUAAACAUCUUGAGAAAUGAUUUAGUGCCAGCUUCAGGUGUAGUCAGUGGCAACGCAGGGGGCAUGCCUGCUUCACAGCCAGAGCACAUCACGUGCUGCUCAUCUGCAGGGUGGGCAUGUGGAAGGAAAAGCACAGCUCACAAAGCUCAGCCCAGACCCAGCUCAGCCCCAAAGGGCCCUUUGCAACCACCCCAAUGUGACACAUGCCCUGGGACUCGAACCAAGUACCACUCAGUUUUUUUUGCAUGACAUGGACAAAAGUUGAAGCUCACAUUCCUGUCCAUGGCCAAGGGCUCAGUAGUCAAUUCUUGCCCAUCUCCAGCCUCCCAGCCUGACUUUGAUGCACACAGCCUAAGCCUGUGCUACACGAGCACACACACAUACAUACAACCAAAGGAGAAAGGCACCAAAUAAAGGGCAGCACUUCGGGGCUGGGUGGUGGAGGGGAAGUGUCUGAUAGCCUCCUUGGAGAGGUGGGCUUUGAGGCACUAUAUGGGAAGUGCACUGAAUAAAUGACCCCACGGUGCCUUGGGGAGGAGCUGGGUCUGUCACUGGAAAUAGAUCCAGCUCUCUUGCACUUUACAGCAGCUUUCAGAGGCCUUAUGUGUGAAUGGUGUCAGUGUGUGGUGAGGGUAGAAUGUGGACCACUUUGCAACAUGGGUUGAGAUGCUUGGUGCUGCUGUGUUCUGGCUUCUCUGCGGAUGAAGC
Messenger RNA from Centrocercus urophasianus (Greater sage-grouse), 2857 nucleotides. It is a transcript of the gene HHATL, whose product is annotated as hedgehog acyltransferase like. Gene Ontology annotation, biological process: negative regulation of N-terminal protein palmitoylation. The transcript is spliced from 11 exons. The record is from RefSeq and is a predicted model, not a curated record. Bases 1 to 1497 code for a protein of 498 amino acids. Lineage: Eukaryota; Metazoa; Chordata; Aves; Galliformes; Phasianidae. Gene Ontology annotation, molecular function: acyltransferase activity. Gene Ontology annotation, cellular component: endoplasmic reticulum.